AUGGGUGUCGUAGAGAAGAUCAAGGAGAUCGAGGCCGAAAUGGCCCGGACUCAGAAAAACAAGGCAACUGAAUAUCAUAUUGGUCUCUUGCGUGCCAAGCUAGCCAAGCUGCGUAUGCAGCUGCUGGAGCCGGACAAGAAGAGCAGCAAAUCUGGUGAGGGUUUUGAUGUCAUGAAGUCUGGCAAUGCGCGUGUAGUGUUGAUUGGAUUCCCCUCUGUGGGCAAAUCGACUUUACUAUCGACGAUCACAGAAACGGAAAGCGCUACGGCUGCGUAUGAGUAUACUACAUUGACAGCGAUUCCUGGUGUCUUGGAGUACGAAGGUGCUCGUAUCCAGCUUUUGGACUUGCCAGGUAUUAUUGAAGGCGCUGCCCAGGGUCGUGGUCGUGGUCGUCAAGUUGUCAGUGUGGCCAAGACGGCUGACUUGGUAUUGAUGAUGCUGGACGCGACAAAGUCAUCUCAGCAGCGCCCCCUUUUAGAAAAAGAGCUGGAAGAUGUCGGUAUUCGUCUUAAUCAAACCAAGCCGGAUGUGGUCCUCAAGAAAAAGUCAGGUGGUGGCAUUGUCGUUACUAAGGCUAUGGGCUUGACGCUGACGAAGAUUGAUGAGAAGAUGAUCCGAUCUAUUUUGCAGGGUUACAAGAUCCACAACUGUGAUGUGAUGAUCCGUGAAGAUAUUACCGUCGACCAAUUCAUCGAUGUAUUGCUGGGCAACCGCAAGUACGUCCGAUGCUUGUAUGUAUACAACAAGAUCGAUGGGAUCAGUAUGGAGGAAAUGGACAGGCUUGCAAAUGAGCCGAACAGUGUCGUGAUCAGCUGCAACCUGAACUUAAACUUGGACUAUUUGAUUGACAGCAUUUGGGAAGAGCUUGGUCUCAACCGCAUUUAUACCAAGAAGCGUGGCGAGCAUCCUGACUUGGAAGAUCCGAUUGUGGUGCGACGGGGUGCAACUAUUGAGCAUGUGUGUCAUGCCGUGCAUAGGGCGUUGGUGGAUAAGUUUGCCUAUGCGAUGGUAUAUGGCAAAUCGAGCAAGUUCCCGCUCGCCCAAAAAGUGGGCCUCAACCAUGUUGUGGCGAACGAUGAUGUGGUGACAAUUUUCACUCGCUGA
Messenger RNA from Malassezia pachydermatis, 1104 nucleotides. RefSeq names its product developmentally regulated gtp-binding protein. The record is from RefSeq and is a predicted model, not a curated record. The coding region runs from base 1 to 1104 and encodes 367 amino acids. Gene Ontology annotation, biological process: cytoplasmic translation. NCBI's taxonomy places the organism in Eukaryota, Fungi, Basidiomycota, Malasseziomycetes, Malasseziales, Malasseziaceae. The transcript is spliced from 6 exons. Gene Ontology annotation, molecular function: GTP binding; GTPase activity. Gene Ontology annotation, cellular component: cytoplasm.